AGGAAUUGAGGAAAGACUUUUUCGGUGACGAGCCCGGUCUUAUUGGAGUGCAUGGAGAGCCAUGGUCCAGAUUCAGAUCGCGGGUUGCGAAAGCUGUGGCGGCUCCCGAAGCAGCACGAGCCGCGGUGCCAGCUUUAGACGACGUCGCCGACGACUUCGUCUGCAGAAUGGAACGCCUAGUGGACGACAAUCGCGAGCUGCCAGAUGACUUCCUGACUGAGCUGUACAAAUGGGCUCUGGAAUCUGUAGGAGCCUGGGCACUAGGCACGAGACUUGGGUGUCUCAGUGACAACGAUGCCGAGGCAAAGCAGAUCAUCCGAUGCAUCCACGGGUUCUUCCAUAGCGUUCCCGAGUUGGAACUCUCUGCACCAUUAUGGAGGAUAUACGCCACGCCAGCUUACAAUACCUAUGUUGAAGCACUGGAUGUCUUCAGGGAAUUAUGCCUGAGAAGAUUGACUGACAAAGGAGUUUGCGCACAAAUAGCGAAGCAAUCCGGCGAAAAAGUUGCCACGAUUCUUGCCUUAGAUCUGCUAUUAGUGGGCGUGGACACCACCGCGGCCGCCGCAGCGAGCACCAUGUACUUAUUGGCAAAUAAUGACAGAGCACAAAAGAGAUUGCAACAGGAACUGGACAGUUACCUCCCAUCGGACCGCGUUUUACAUAGCAAAGACCUGGAUAAACUACCGUAUCUCCGGGCUUGCAUAAAGGAGGCUUUACGAAUUAAACCAGUUAUUUUGGGAAACGGGCGCUGUAUCCAAUCUGACGCAGUAAUAUCUGGAUUUGAAGUGCCCAAAGGGUCGCAUGUAGUGUUUCCUCAUUACAUACUGUCGAAUGAGGAGCGAUACUUUCCCGCGCCGGACAAGUAUGUGCCGGAGAGGUGGCUGAGGGACCGUGACAUUGAGAAGAGGGAACCACAAUGUCCCGUGAAGAGCUCCGAACCUGGCACAACACAGUUCUCUAGCUGUCCACACGCCCAGGCGUCGUCAGUAUGGAAGAGACAGAAGGAAGUGGGCAUACAUCCGUUUGCCUCUUUACCUUUCGGGUUCGGCAGAAGAAUGUGCAUCGGGAAGAGGUUUGCCGAAGCAGAGUUACAACUUUUGCUUGCUAAGACAUUUCAACGCUACAAUGUAUCGUGGCGGCACAGCGAGCUAACCUACAGCGUGACUCCCACUUACGUGCCCAACGAGCCACUGAGGUUCGCACUCACACCGAGGAAAACAUCACUAGCUAACUAACAGAAACUAGGUAGUUGAUAUACGACUAACUAAUUAGCUAAUAUAAAUCAUAAUAUGAUUCACAUAAGUUCACAUAUUAUGUGAACAUAGUACAGUCACGAGCACUAAUAUGUACUUUUUGACAAAUAAAACCGUAAGUCUCAUUAAACGUCAAAUAUGAUAGUGCGACAGGGUUCUAAAGUGGGUACAUGAAAUAUCAUGUAAAAAAAAAACAAUGUCGUAGUCAUGAGCUAUUGCUCAUGACUGUACAUCUUCGAAAAAGGUACGACAUUGUUUUUUUUUUUAAGACUUUUACGUUUUUCAUCAUCGUUAUAUAAAAUAUGAUUAAUUGUAAUUUUAAUUAUUUUAUCAUUUGAUUGACCAUGACCGUGCCUUCAUUACAAUUUAUUAAGUAUUUAAAAUUCACAAUCAUAACAUUUCAAAAUUAAGUUCUGUGUAAUAAAGUGUUUUUGAUUUGAAAUAUGAUAGGCCUCAUGACACUAUAGCAUCCGUCUACUCGUUUAAAAAAAUAAAAUUGUAAACAGUGUCUGCGAGACACUUACGUUCGUGUCUGUAUAGUCCGAUACGGGAGCUUCAAAGUCUGCCAUACGUUUUUCAUGUACUUACAAUUUACUAAUGCGUCGAAUGACAUUAUUUUACUUGAAAACGUUAUUUCUUGCGUGUACCUUCUUAAAAUAGUAAUGAUCCAACACUUGAUAGUCAAGUUCCAACUGUAGGUCAAAGGUACAUAAGAUCAAGCUUCAUUCAAAUAAAAUUAAAAAGAAAGAAGACUGCAUAAUAAUGUUGCACCAUUUUCAGUAGAUGUUACAUUGAUACCGACGUCUGAUAGUAUUAGUAGCUCUACAAUAUACUGUUAACGUCCCAAUUAAUUAAUAAGAUUAGCUUCUAUAAUACGAUUACUGGUUAUAAUAGCUAGUUCGAGUUUCUCUUUUUAAAACUUGUUGUAGUUUGUUAAUUUUAGAAUUUGUGUUGAAUUCCAAAUUAAACAGCCCAAACAAGUUGCAAUAACGCCAAAGUUAAUAAAGAUUGACAUUGUUCACUUUGUUUUUAAGUAGUUACGUAUGUUUAAUAUGUAAAUAAAUUAGU
Molecule: messenger RNA, 2321 nt
Organism: Pectinophora gossypiella (pink bollworm)
Lineage: Eukaryota; Metazoa; Arthropoda; Insecta; Lepidoptera; Gelechiidae
Gene: Cyp49a1
Product: probable cytochrome P450 49a1
Exons: 7
Coding region: 168-1235 (355 amino acids)
Molecular function (GO): monooxygenase activity; oxidoreductase activity, acting on paired donors, with incorporation or reduction of molecular oxygen; iron ion binding
Source: RefSeq, a predicted model, not a curated record